AUGGACAAUGACUUCCUGAAACACCUGACGAGCCAGGUGAGGGAGAUCGUGGACUCCAUGUACCCGCAAGAGUUCGGUGCUGGCUCCUGGGUCAUAAGGGAAGGAGACGCCGGGUCACACCUAUACGUGUCAGCCAUGGGGGAACUGGAGGUAGUGAAGGAUGGAGAUAUGUUAGGCCGGAUGUCGUUCAAGGCCUCGGAGCUGGCCAUCCUCUACAACUGUACCAGAACCGCCAGCAUCAAAGCCGUGACCCAUGCCAAGGUGUGGGUGCUGGACCGCCGGGUGUUUCAGCAGGUGAUGAUGCGGUCCGGCCUCAAGCGUCUAGAGGACAACAUCAACUUCCUCUCCAGUGUGCAGCUCCUCCACAACCUCAACAAGGACCACCUCACCAAGAUCGCUGACGCCCUCGAGGUGGAUUUCUAUGCCCCUGGGACCUACGUGAUCCGGCAAGGCACCAGUGGGGACUCCUUCUACAUCCUCCGCUCUGGGAAGGUGCGCGUCACACAGCGGAUACCUGGGAAGAGUGAGGAGGAAGAGAUACGGGUGCUACAGAAGGGGAGUUAUUUUGGGGAACAAGCAUUGCUGAAAGAGGAAUGUCGCACCGCCAAUGUCAUCGCCAUGGCUCCUGGGGUAGAAUGCCUCACCCUGGAUAGAGAAUCAUUUAUCCAGCUUAUCGGUGACCUGUCAGAGCUACGUGAUAAGGACUACGGGGACGAAACUCGUGGCGUCACCAGACCCAUUACAGGACCUCAUAAUGUUGAUGCUGUGGCAGAAUACGCCUACAUACGACUUGAUGACCUUGAUGUUGUUGCAACACUGGGAGUUGGCGGGUUUGGACGAGUAGAGCUGGUACAAUAUGCCCAUGACAAAGCCAUGACUUUUGCCCUUAAGUGCCUUAAGAAACAGCACAUCGUUGAGACACAGCAACAAGAGCAUAUUUUUUCAGAGAAGCGGAUUAUGAUGGCAGUCCGCAACCCAUUUGUGGCAAGAUUGUACAAGACUUUUCGUGACAACAAGUAUGUUUACAUGAUGAUGGAGGCGUGCCUAGGAGGCGAGGUGUGGACACUUUUACGUGACCGUGGGUGGUUUGAGGACCUCACCGCUCGGUUUUAUACUGCCUGUGUGGUGGAGGCCCUCGAGUAUUUACAUGCCAAGAAUAUCAUUUACAGAGAUCUCAAGCCAGAAAAUCUCUUGUUAGAUUCUACGGGAUAUGCAAAGUUGGUCGAUUUUGGGUUCAGCAAGAAACUUGGACCCAGUAGCAAAACAUGGACUUUCUGUGGCACUCCAGAGUAUGUCGCACCAGAGAUCAUUCUUAACAAGGGCCAUGACAAAGCCGUUGAUUAUUGGUCAAUUGGCAUCCUCAUGUAUGAGCUACUGACAGGAACGCCACCUUUUACAGCUUCGGACCCCAUGAAGACAUAUAAUAUAAUCCUGAAAGGUAUUGACAUGGUGGACUUCCCACAACAUGUAACUCGUAAUGCUAUCUCAUUGAUCAAGAGGCUGUGUCGUGAGAGUCCAGCAGAAAGACUUGGUUAUCAGCGAAGUGGCAUUCAAGACAUCAAGAAACACAAAUGGUUCCUAGGUUUUGACUGGGAUGGCCUAAAGGCAAGGUCCCUCCAACCACCUAUAAUUCCAAAGAUUCGUGGCCCUGCUGAUGCCAGCAACUUUGACUCUUACCCUCGAGAUGUUGAUGUUCCAGGAGAUGAACUCACUGGAUGGGAUCUGGAUUUUUAAGGAUUCUUGUGAAGUUUCACAACAAUGAGUUUUUUCAUAUUUGUGAGUCUAAGAAGUGCAUCAGUUUCUUUUCCAUUUGGAAUAAUAGAAAACAAAAGGUAAACUUCAUUGCCUUUAAAUAAUAAAUCUCUUUCUAGAGUGUCGUGUACAUAAUUAGAAAAUUUAUAUGAGAUAAGAAUGAACUGAGAAAAUAUAACUGUUUGAUCAUAAAUUUCUCAUUUUAUGAACUUUGAAAUUUCAAACAGAUUUUUAUCAGCCUUUCUUACAGAGGUUUGCAGAACUAGUGUCCUUGUGCAUAACAGGAUAUUAAUCCUAUGCUGGUACUUUUGAAGAGAUUAAGACUAGUACAGUACAGUGUUAUUCACACCCGUGUCUGCUACCUCCUGAUAAAACUAUUUUUGGCUUGGUUUUGGUAUGUUCGCAAGAAUUUCGUGCUAAUAGCACCUGUGUGAAGUGUUUACUGCUCUGACCACCUCAGUGAAGUGACUGCUAUGUGUACAGCAAUGUUCACAUGUUUCUUUUAGUAUAUGAAGAAAAUCUUUUAAAAUACUUAUAAUAAAAAAUAUUCAAGGACAUAACCCAUAUUGGACUGUAUUAUGAAAAGCUGUAUCUUAUUUAUUAGUUAAUUGUAUUGCUCUUAAGAGUGUUCAGAAUUUUUAUGUUUAACAAUACAGUACUUGUGUUUGACUAUGUUUACAUGUAAGUUUAGUAGCAGUACUUCUCUUAAGCAUGCUUUACUAAAAGUCCUCAACUCAAUUCUCUUUAUCACUUAAUACUGAUUUUUUUCCCACUGCCCAAAGAUCCUUUCUUCUUUAUGGGAAUAUAUCAUUCUGUUUCCACCAUGACACCUUCAGGAGGGGUACAAGGUCGGGUUAGGUCAAGUCAUCAAUAUAUAUACUGUAAAUAUAAUAUGGCAUCUCAAACAUGUCAUAAAUAUUUGUGCAUUAGUGACUCUACCAUGUGUUCUUUGGUUAGCUUAUCCUACAUAGCUGUCACUUGUGUUGCCACACAAAACACAUAAGCCACACUACAGUGCACCUUCAGCAUGGUGUAUUCAAGUAACACAGUAACACAGCAUUGGCCGAACUAGACAAUACAGUACUCAAUAGAUCCAACGUAAAUAACUAACUCAUAUUCAAGAUGUCAAACUCUUCCCUAUAACAAGUCCUUAUAAGAUAAACUAAAUCCAACCUUUAACUAAUGAACUGAGUAAACCUGCACCAUGCAGCAGUUUUACUUUUACAAUAUCUGGCUUCAGUGGAUAUUUAUACCAUCUGAAGUGACCUUGUAUCACUCCUGAAGAUAUCCUUAUAGAAAUAGGGUAAUAUGUUGAGACCUGCAGAGAAUCUCAUCAUUAACCUUCCCCCAAGAAACAGGACAACAUUUACAGGUACAGUACAGUAAUGGAAAUACCCAAACACAAUGUUAGGGAAGAUGUGUAUUGUGGUUAUUGGAUGGAGUACAAUAGUCUUAUGAGGAGUGCUCCCUGUCUAUACAAAAUUUAUACCUAUAAAUGACCUUUCAAUUCCUAAAUGUUUAGUGCACCUAUUUUUAUUAUUUAUAAAAUGCUUUCAAUGUAGGUAUUAUUACCUUUCUUAUGCAUUUUAGUGUAUACAGUACAGUACAUAUUGUACAGUUCUGUACAAUGGUCAUAUACAGUAAUUCCAACACUAUACAGUACAAUACAUGGACACU
Molecule: messenger RNA, 3429 nt
Organism: Homarus americanus (American lobster)
Lineage: Eukaryota; Metazoa; Arthropoda; Malacostraca; Decapoda; Nephropidae
Product: cGMP-dependent protein kinase, isozyme 1-like
Biological process (GO): protein phosphorylation
Molecular function (GO): ATP binding; cGMP-dependent protein kinase activity
Source: RefSeq, a predicted model, not a curated record